CCUCUGUCAGUUGACACAUACACACAAAUGCCAAACUGCACUUUUCACAGCUCCUGUGGAAGCAUCACACACUCCUCAGAGGACCUUUCUUCCCUUCUCUUAUCCACGUGACCUACUAUGAAGUUCUGAAAGUCUUUAAAUUCUCGAGUUCUCUCACGUCGUUGGAAAAAAUCAGAAACUAAUUAAGUGCAGAUGGAAGGGCUCUGACUUGCACCGGCCUCGGGGUAACAUUAUGGUUCUGGGCCAAGCUGUCAACAUGAGUUUGAUGGACAUUUCCAAGAUCUUCUCCCUGCUGCAGCCUAAGGAGUCGGAUGAAGACAACGAGCAGUGUCAGGCCCUGAACAACGCCGUGAGCAGCGACGACGUGCCUCUGCUCUCUGAGCUCCUCUCUCAGGAGUCCUACAGGAAGUCUAUCAAUGCUCGGAGUGGGUGGGGGGUCCCUGUCACCCCCCUGCGUACUGCUGCUGCUCUGGGACACCUGAGGUGCUUGGAGCUGCUGCUGGAGCACGGUGCAGAGAUCGACAGCCUGGACGUGAAGGCGCAGACGCCUCUGUUCACAGCUGUCAGCGGGAAACAUCUGGACUGUGUGGUGGCGCUGCUGAAGGCCGGGGCCGAUCCCAAUGGCAGCCAGUACAACAACUGCUCCCCGGCGCUGACUGCAGCCCGGGAGGGAGACUUAGACGUGCUCCGGGAGCUGCUGCGCUUUGGGGCCGAGGUGGACGUCAAGCCCAAAGUCCCUGAGUGGGCCUCCAAUGCCACAACCUGCAGGGGGCCCCUUUAUAUCUGCGCUGUUUACGGACACCUGGACUGCUUCAAACUGCUCCUUCUCCACGGGGCCAACCCCAACUACAAUUGCACGGAUGAGAAGAUGCUGGCCAGGAUAAAGCAGCCGAAGACGGUGCUGGAGGUGUGUCUGCGCUACGGCUGCGGGGGGGAGUACAUCCAGCUGCUCAUAGACUUUGGGGCCGACGUGUAUCUGCCCACGCUCAUCAUCGACAAGACCACGAAGCAGAAUGAGGCUCUGAAUCUGCUGCUCAGAGAGAGAGUUUGUCCCAAAACACUGAUGUCGCAGACUCGGAUAGAGAUACGAGGAUACCUUCCCUUUGGCAACAAGGAGCGUGCCAUUGACAGUUUGGACGUUCCUCUGAUCCUGAAGAACUACCUGAAGCACCUCACCUCUGAACUCCUAUGAUGCUCCACUUAGCGUCGAGAUAAAUGGCCAGUUUUUCUUUUACCUGAUGGUUUCAAAUUCACCACUGGAUGACUGAUUUCUAGCUUUUCUUACUUGUAGGACAUCAUACUCACAGAAGAUAUAUUGUCCCAGUUCUGUAAAUUCUUUGUUUUUAUUAUUUAAAUAUGAAUUUUUAAAGCUACGUAAGCUACAUUUUUGAUAUAUAGUUCUCUACAAAUCUCAUUGAAGUGAAGAAAAAGAUCAUGCCAAAGGGCUCCAUGUUGGAACCAUGUCCUUGGGAAGUGUAACACUGGGGUAGACCACUAGAGACCACAGUCAUACCGCUCAUAGCUCGCGGAGGCUUCUCAUUUGUUCCCAUACUGUACAGUCUCGCUUGAGUUAUUUAGACAUCAAGACACACAUACACACAGAGACAGUGUCUGCAUAGCAGCAGGACGUCUUACAUCUUGCCUGAAAAACACUCUCGCAUCUGCUGACUUCAAAACAUAAGGAAACGGAGCGAUCAGCACAGCCAACCGGGAGAAUAUGUUUGCACAAGUCAUUAUUAUUGAUGACAGCAUUUGCAGGCUUUUUUCUUUUGUGACUUGUGAGUAUUCUUCUGAUAAAGUUUUUAUCUUC
Eleginops maclovinus (Patagonian blennie) is the source of this 1810-nucleotide messenger RNA. RefSeq names its product ankyrin repeat and SOCS box protein 12-like. Bases 233 to 1192 code for a protein of 319 amino acids. Gene Ontology annotation, cellular component: cytoplasm; nucleus. Gene Ontology annotation, molecular function: protein binding. The record is from RefSeq and is a predicted model, not a curated record. NCBI's taxonomy places the organism in Eukaryota, Metazoa, Chordata, Actinopteri, Perciformes, Eleginopidae. The transcript is spliced from 4 exons.